CACUCAUUCACAUAACAUUAAUGAUGAAAUUUUUUUUGGGUUUGUGAAAUUUUUUUGACUUGCAACAAAGCACUGUCUCCUUGUCCCUCUCCUGAUCUCAUCAUCUCUUCCCUCUUCUCAACCCAAACCCACACAAACCAAAGCAUCAAAACAUAACCUUUCCAUUUCAUAAUACAAGAGUUGCUCUCUCUUCAUCAUCAUCAUCAUCUUCUUUCUUCACUUCCUUCCUUGUCCCGAACCUCAAAUCCGACCCCUUUUUUCCAUUACUUCAAAUUUCGAAGCUUGAAGAAGGUUUCUGUUUUGAUUCUGGGCUCUUGUGCGGAUCAACUCACUCUCUACCAAUUGCCUCAACUGUGGUUUUAGCUUUUUGUGCCAUGGAUGGUAUUCAUGGGGGUGAUUCUCGGAUACACAUGAGUGAGGGACAGCAUCCUAUGCAUGUGCCAUACGUGCAAGAACACGAGCAUCAUGGAUUGCAUCAUAUGAGUAACGGGAAUGGGAUGGAAGAUGAUCAGAAUAAUGGUGAUGAUACUAACUGCGGUGGAAGUGAGAGUGUUGAAGGUGAAAUCCCUUCUAAUCAUGGAAACCUCCCUGAGAAUCACACGGCGAUGAUCGAUCAAGGGGGUGAUGUUGGGGAUCAACUUACAUUGUCUUUUCAGGGCCAAGUUUAUGUAUUUGACUCUGUGUCGCCGGAAAAGGUUCAAGCUGUACUACUACUAUUGGGAGGCCGUGAAGUACCUCCAACUAUGCCUGCCAUGCCAAUAUUGCCCCACCAAAGUAAUCAGGGAUUUACUGGUACUCCACAAAAGUUUAGCGUCCCUCAAAGAUUAGCCUCAUUGCUAAGAUUUCGUGAAAAAAGGAAAGAAAGAAAUUUUGACAAAAAAAUUCGCUAUACUGUUCGUAAAGAAGUAGCAUUAAGGAUGCAAAGAAAUAAAGGUCAGUUUACAUCUUCUAAGCCCAAUCAUGAUGAAUCUGCAUCAGGUGCAGCAAACUGGGGGGCAAAUGAAAGCUGGUCAUCAGAUAAUAAUGGAUCCCAACAAGAUAUCGUUUGUCGGCACUGCGGUAUUAGUGAGAAGUGCACACCGAUGAUGCGACGUGGACCUGAAGGGCCAAGAACACUCUGCAAUGCUUGUGGACUUAUGUGGGCAAAUAAGGGAACUCUUAGGGACCUAUCGAGAGCUGCGUCCAUGGCUGGACAUAAUUCUCAGUUAAACAAGAAUGAGAAUAAAGAUUUUGAGGCCAAUCAGAUGGUACAAACAGUGGCAGCUGAUGUUGAGGAUUCUUCAUGACAGGCCUUCUAUAUUUUGGUCCCAUUUCCAUGGAAUAAGGGUGAGAAGAGUGUUUGCUUUAGGAUGAGAAGAUGAGAAUUAUUAGUCCUUUUUAUUUUGGUUGGAAAA
Messenger RNA from Arachis ipaensis, 1394 nucleotides. RefSeq names its product ZIM-LIKE 2 (gene ZML2). Gene Ontology annotation, biological process: regulation of DNA-templated transcription. The record is from RefSeq and is a predicted model, not a curated record. Gene Ontology annotation, molecular function: protein binding; zinc ion binding; sequence-specific DNA binding. NCBI's taxonomy places the organism in Eukaryota, Viridiplantae, Streptophyta, Magnoliopsida, Fabales, Fabaceae.